This is a messenger RNA of Puntigrus tetrazona (Sumatra barb), 1355 nucleotides long. RefSeq names its product regulator of G protein signaling 13 (gene rgs13a). Lineage: Eukaryota; Metazoa; Chordata; Actinopteri; Cypriniformes; Cyprinidae. The transcript is spliced from 5 exons. The record is from RefSeq and is a predicted model, not a curated record. The coding region runs from base 91 to 618 and encodes 175 amino acids.
AGAGUUGUGAGAGCAGCCCGCUCUUAUUAACUGAAAUAACCGAAGCGCAACAGCAAGCCAACACAAAUCAGUACCAGAAAGGUUUUUACGAUGCCAACCAUAUUAUCAUCUUCAACUGAAAUAAAGAACAUGAACAAGGAGGAUAAACCAGACAGUCCCAGGAGACUAGACAAGUGGCGUUUUCGUCGCCCGUUGACAGACAAACUGAACCCAGGUGAGACUCUGCUCUGGUCCCAAUCAUUGGAAAACCUUCUCAGAUCCAAAUAUGGCAUGGCAACGUUCCACACCUUCCUCAAAUCUGAGUUCAGCGAUGAGAACAUUGAAUUUUGGCUGGUUUGCGAAGACUUCAAAAAAAUAAGGAGCUCCUCCAGACUAUCCUCAAGGGCCAAGAAGAUAUUCGAGCAUUACAUCAGGGCAGAAGCUCCCAAAGAGAUAAACAUCGAUCACAUCACGAGAGAGCUCAUCAAGCAGAACGUCCAAGCUCCCACCAGAGAGUGUUUCGAUGAAGCUCAGAGGAUUGUCUACGGUCUCAUGGAGAGGGAUUCCUAUCCCAGGUUUCUUCGCUCUGACAUGUACAGAGCACUUCUGGAAUCAGUCACACAAAGGAUUAAGGUCUGAGAGCAUCUUAUACGAAGGACUUUGGGACUCCAAAAGCAUCCGUGGGACUGUUGGAGCAAUGGACAAGACGGCCGUGGAGUAGUCAAGCUUCGCUGAGAUUCGGGCCUGGACUUGGGUUGCGCUGGACGUUGAAUAAGCUUGAAUAAGCUAUUGUUUGUAUGUACUGUAUUACACUGCUCUAUUGUUCUGUGUGGCUGUGGGAUUUACAAAGACAAAUGAGCUUUCUGUACCGCUCGCCUGUGAUGAACCACAGGAGAUCUUCAACGUGCCGCGACCGCAGGAACACCAUAUGGACAUUAUUUAACUUUAUUACUUUGAUGAGUGUCAAAUCUGGUUAGCAUGACAUGCCUCGGGAAUAAUACUAACGUCAUUUUAAGAACUAAUUAUUUAAUAUUAACUCAUUACGCAAUGAGCAACAACAAUUUCAUGGACACGAAACGAUCUGCAAAUGUAAAUCCCAUUGUUUUUGUGUCCGUUGGGGAACGUAUGGGACAUUCUUACAAAAAUAUGCAUAACAAGCCUAGCCAUUUACAAUUUUUUUAUAAGAUUUCUCAGUUGGAUAUUAUUUCAGGGGGUCAGCAAGUAAAAUAAAAGUUUGGCUUGUGUUUCCUGGAUUCAUCAGCUCUUGAUUUCUGAAUGGCAAAUGAAUAUGAUGAACUUACUGUACAUUCAGAUUGUCUGGGUGUUCGUUUUUAAGAGCCGUUUAAUAACUUAAUAAACAAAACUGUUAAUAGAAA